AUGCUGCGAGUCUACCUAUCCGCAAUUAGCCCCACCAUGAUGCAUGGAUCGGAGACUCGGUCACCACCAUCUACGGUGAUGGAGAGGCUUGAUCGCACAGAAAGAAAGCUGCUUAAGCGGCCGCUUGGCUACGUUUGGCCUAGGAGACCAAGAGAUCGCCGUGUCCAGCGAGUUUCGAGGAUUCUCCCGAAUUCAAGCAGAGAGAAUCCUCAGAACACGCCUCCUGGCCCAAACCGGAAGUUCUGGUUUGAGCAGAAGAUCGAGAAAGUUGGACAGAGCUAUCUUCGAGGACGACACAACUCGGUGAAGAUGCGGAUAAUCUCUUCAAGCGAUGACACCAGCCUACCGAUUAAGUUAAUAGAGGUGUUGGUGGAGAUGGUCCUCGUCAAAACGAGUAUGGUGAAGAACAUCGACUCUUCCGAACAACUUACGACCCGAAUCGGACGUCUGCGGAUGAGAAGAUAUGGUCCAACACCAGCUUUGACUAUCUUCGCCGCUUACGCUCCAACAUCAAGCUACGAAGAAGAAGAAGUCGAAGCUUUCUGUAUGGACCUGGAGAAAGAGGCGAUAAAGGAAGACCUUAAAGAGAGAGGAGCAGAAGUGCUAACUGAAGCUGCAGAGGCGGGGAAAAGCAUCCGCUACGCCCGUCGAGACUUCGCCAGUCGCAAGACGAGGAUGACUGCUCUCCAGAAUCCAGAGGGAACAGCCAUUGCAUCGAGAAGAGGGAUGGAGAAAAUCAUCUACGACUUCUACUCUGAUCUUUUCGACAGCCAUGUCCACUUGUCUUCUCACCAUCUGAGGGAAGACGGACAAGUCAUUCCAGAGGUUCUCCCGUCCGAAAUACGACAUGCUAUCAUGUCGGUAAGAAAUCGUAAGGCACCCGAUCUAGACAGAAUAAGACCAUAA
Necator americanus (New World hookworm) is the source of this 906-nucleotide messenger RNA. RefSeq lists its product as uncharacterized. The transcript is spliced from 5 exons. The record is from RefSeq and is a predicted model, not a curated record. The coding region runs from base 1 to 906 and encodes 301 amino acids. NCBI's taxonomy places the organism in Eukaryota, Metazoa, Nematoda, Chromadorea, Rhabditida, Ancylostomatidae.